Cajanus cajan (pigeon pea) is the source of this 723-nucleotide messenger RNA. RefSeq names its product gibberellin-regulated protein 11. NCBI's taxonomy places the organism in Eukaryota, Viridiplantae, Streptophyta, Magnoliopsida, Fabales, Fabaceae. The record is from RefSeq and is a predicted model, not a curated record.
AUAAAUGCUGGUACGUUGAGUGAACAAGUGACUAACUCAGUUAGAAUUCAAACUCUAGUAUUUGCAUGCACUGUUCCUGCUUCAAUGGCAUUACGCAAGCUUUUCGUGAUGGGGGUAUUGCUGCUGGUUUGCCUAGCUAAGGUUUCAUCUGAUGUUGACAUAGAAAAGGAAGAACAUGAGGAACUUCACUAUCCUGAUGACCCGCUUAUUGUGAGAGACGGGAACAGAAGGCUAAUGCAAGACAUAGAUUGUGGAGAAUUGUGCAAGUCAAGGUGCAGUGCGCAUUCUCGACCAAACGUGUGCCAUAGGGCUUGUGGCACGUGCUGUGUGAGAUGCAAGUGUGUCCCACCUGGUACCUCAGGCAACAGGGAACUCUGUGGGGCUUGCUAUACGGAUAUGACGACCCAUGGCAACAGGACUAAGUGCCCUUAGACCCAGUAAAAGCCCAUAGAAGGUGAGCCCAAUCAAUUGGGCCCACCUUCACGCACCGGAUCGAAUCACCAAGCAAGCAACUAGUGUAGUUUUUAGUAAAUGGGUGUAGGUAACAUGUGUUAUGUACACUCUUGUAUUUAUGGAUAUGUGAUCUUAAGACAGUGUUCUAGUUUUUACCUUUUUAAUGGUAUGGUACGGUUUCAUCCAAGUAUAUAAACUUUGCGCUUGGAUUGCUUAAUAUAUGUAUAAAGCAUCGCAUUCCUUUCUAAUUCGGGCUUCGUUCAUCAUCUA